AUGUGGAGGAGAAUCGGCCAUCAACCAAAGAUCAAAGCUGGGCCUGGACCUCAGGCAGGCCAGUUCAAGGCUCUGGGUUCAGCUCAGGAAGCUGCAAUGACGCACCCUCUGGAGCUGUCGGUAUUCCAGAGCUUCCCAGUGUUGGAGGACAUGGGCCAUCACAUCAAAGAAGUGGGGGCCCAACUCGUAAAGAAAGUCAAUGCCAUCUUUCAACUGGACAUCACCAAAAACGGGAAGACCAUUCUGCAGUGGACCAUUGAUCUGAAGAAUGGUUCUGGGGACUCAUAUCCAGGACCUGCCAGGCUCCCAGCAGACACUAUCUUCACAAUCCCGGAGCCUGUCUUUAUGGAGUUGGUUUUGGGCAAAAUGAACCCACAGAAAGCCUUCCUUGCUGGCAAGCUCAGAGUGAGUGGCAAAGUUCUGCUUGGCCAGAAGCUGGAGAGGGUUUUCAAAGACUGGGCUAAAUCUUAA
Molecule: messenger RNA, 471 nt
Organism: Galeopterus variegatus (Sunda flying lemur)
Lineage: Eukaryota; Metazoa; Chordata; Mammalia; Dermoptera; Cynocephalidae
Gene: SCP2D1
Product: SCP2 sterol-binding domain containing 1
Exons: 1
Coding region: 1-471 (156 amino acids)
Cellular component (GO): cytosol
Source: RefSeq, a predicted model, not a curated record